Messenger RNA from Dromiciops gliroides (monito del monte), 987 nucleotides. Its product is annotated as vomeronasal type-1 receptor 4-like. Gene Ontology annotation, cellular component: membrane. The transcript has a single exon. Lineage: Eukaryota; Metazoa; Chordata; Mammalia; Microbiotheria; Microbiotheriidae. Gene Ontology annotation, biological process: G protein-coupled receptor signaling pathway. The coding region runs from base 1 to 987 and encodes 328 amino acids. The record is from RefSeq and is a predicted model, not a curated record. Gene Ontology annotation, molecular function: pheromone receptor activity.
AUGCAAUCACAUGAGGAUAUCCUCUGCAUUUUCUACACUCUACAAAUUAUAACUGGAAUCAUUAGCAGUCUCUUACUCUUUUACCUGUAUGGCUUCAAUUUACUUACUAGUCAAAAGAUAAGAUCGAUUGAUGUGAUCUACAUUAAUUUGUCUUUUUCCCACAUUUUGUUGAUCCUCUUCAAGGGAGUUAUAUUUGCUGUCCAGAUUUGCAUCCAGACAUUUGUUCUGGGUGACACUGAAUGUAAAAUAAUAAUUUAUCUGCAGAGAGUGUCCCGGAGUCUUUGCCUUUGCACCACCUGCCACCUAAGCAUCUAUCAAGCUGUCACCAUCAGUUCUGGCAGACCACUAUGGGCAGAGCUGAGAGCCAAAGCCCAAAAGUACAUUGUUCCAUCCUGUGCCUUCAUAUGGGUACUCAGUCUAUUGAUAGAUGUGGAUGUCCCUUGGUAUGUGAAUGGUCCUAGGAAUAGCACAAACAGUAAGCUGCUUGAGAAUGUAGGACACUGCUCUUUAGAUAGGCAUGCCAUGGCUGCCUCAAAACUUGUAAUCAGGAAGUUACUUUAUGAUGCAGUGUUUCUUGGAAUCAUGGCCAUUACCAGUGGGUACAUGGUAAUUAUUUUGUACAGACACCACUGCCAAGUCCAACACAUACAUACUACCAGCCUCAACCCCAAUUCUUCCAUAGAGACCAGGGCCACCAAAGUCAUCCUCUUGCUCACGAGCCUCUUUAUAUGUUUUUAUUCACUCAGUUCUAUGUUUAUUGUUGUGAUGGAGAAUGCUAAAGAUAAAAACCAGUGGGUGAUACAUAUGAUUGUAUUUUUUAAUUUGUGUUUUCCAAUAUUCAGUCCCUUUGUUAUAAUAAGCAGUGACUCCCAGAUCCACGUCUGUAGUAAUCCUUUCAAAAAGAUAAAAAAAAAAUCUUAUCCCCACCCAUUAAUAUUGGCAUCUCUCAUUAAACAUGUUUUAAAGCAUAGAGUCAUAGAAUUUUAA